GUUUUCCUCUUUAAUUGACACAUGUGAGUCGCCCUGCUGCAGCCAAACAAGCGCGAAGUGGGAGCAUUAUAAAGACGUCACCCCAAGCUCCGACCGUGCCAGCGAAGUGCGCAGCUCCUAACUACACAACUCCAAUCUCUGAAUGCCUACAGACGUUGCACACAGUUUGUCACAGCCAUUCAAAUCAUCGAUGUAAGCUUUCUGACACUCUAAUCUGCGGUGGGUCAGCAGCGGUAACGCAUUGGCGUUGGCACCGGACAUUUCGGAAUCGUUGUGGGACUCGAAGUCCUGAACGGAACGUUUCAACGGAGCUCGCACGUUUUUAACCAGAGGUAGGACACGGGGCUUCUGGAGGUAUUUCUAACUGCGACAAUGUAUUUAUGUGAGCCUAAUCAAGAGUUUGUGCGAAUGUGCGUUGGGGAGUGCGUAAACGCGUGCCCCCGUGUGCAGUUUGCGGUUUGCAGAAGUAGGCUUGGAACAUCCAAAUUUGGUCCUUUAAAAUAUGUCAGAAUGAGAUGUUGAUGGGGCGAGAUUAACUGCCUUAUUACUCAGCGCUCCUACCCAAAUCAGUUACACCGAGGGAGCUCCUUUAGCCUCCCAAUGACUCUGCAUCUUGCUAUUGCGAAUGGUUGUGUUAUUGUAGCUUCCAGAGUAAAUUAAACAAGCGCUUACGGAAUCUAGAGGAAAAGUAGAAGCCAGCUACGCACUUCUCUACACCGUUUUCAUCUUGCCUCGCUGAGGCACGCCCACUUCCACUGAGCAAGGCAAGGGCUGGAUGUGCUGUGCUCGUGAGGCACGCAUGUAUUUUUUUGCCAGCCACCUCCACAGACAGCUAGCCAGUCAGGCGUUUGAACGACGCUCGAGCUGCUGUCGCUUGGUGUCAGCAUAUGGGCUCGUGGAGUGGCAUACUGCUGUCUGCCCGCCUCGGGCCAGAGGUCUCGGGUGAAGUUUGUGCAGCACGAGAGGACAGGAAGAUACGUCGCUGAGGAAGCGUCCGAUGGGUUUUAAGCCCUUUAAAACCGGGCAGAGCCCAUUCUGUCUUUCUAUCAACAGGGGGCAGUCCACCACAAAACUGGUCUGUCUGGGGCCCCAGGGAGGGAGGCAGCAUCAUGGAGGAGGUGGCCCCCCAGCGGCCCCUUCCCCUUCCCCCUCCCCCUCCGCCUCCACCUCCCAACAGGCCGGUGCGCGGGCUCCAGGAGUGGAGGAAGAGGGUGAAGUCGGAGUACAUGAGGCUGCGGCAGCUCAAGCGCUUCCGCAAGGCGGAGGAGGUGAAGGCCCUGUUUCUCUCCAACCGGCAGAAGAUUGAGACCAGAACUCAGCUGCUAAACGAGGAGUGGUCCAAACACAGAAUCCAGUCCAUCCCACUUGCCACAACUGCAGGGGCUCUGCCCAACAAAAAGCUUUGCAUUGUGGAAUUCAGUUGCCCGUCCUUCCAGAAGCAGACGGUUGCUAUGCGACCGCUAACAACAGUUGCUGGGAUACCAUUUAUGUACUCAUGGUCUCCUCUGCAGCAAAACUUCAUGGUGGAAGAUGAAACGUUUCUGCACAACAUCCCGUACAUGGGCGACGAGGUACUAGAACAGGACGAGGCCUUUCUGGAGGAGCUGAUCGACAACUACGACGGUGUCCAUGGUGACAGAGAGGGAGGCUUCAUCAACGAUGAGAUCUUUAAGGAGCUGGUGGAGGCUCUGAGCCAGUACUCGGACUACGAGGAGGAGGAGGAGGAGGAGUCAGAGAAGGAAGGAGAGAAGAAGAAGUGCGCGGAGGAGGAGGAGUCCAAAGAAGCCCCUGUCAGCCUGCUCAGGAGGAAGAGGAGGGGGCUAAACGAAAGCCAUGAAGUCUCCAAAAGCCUGAAGAUGCCUCAUGACAAGAUCUUCAUUGCCAUCGCCUCCAUGUUCCCCUACAAAGGCACCAUGGAGGAGCUGAAAGAGAAGUACAAGGACCUCUUGGAGCCCCCGAGUCCAGUGAAGUGCCCGCCGCUGUGCACUCCCAACAUGGACGGUCCGUACGCCAAGUCCGUCCAGCGCGAGCAGAGCCUGCACUCCUUCCACACCCUCUUCUGCCGACGCUGCUUCAAGUACGACUGCUUCCUCCACCCUUUCCAUGCCUCUCCCAAUGUUUACAAGAGGAAGAGCAAGGAGAUCCGCAUGGAGACUGAGCCAUGUGGGCUGGACUGCUUCCUCCUGCAGAAAGGUGCGAAGGAGUUUGCGGACCAGAACAUGUUGAAGUCCCAGCGUUCUCGGCGGCGGCGGCGUCAGCGUCAGCCCCGUGCCUCGGGCUCUGGGGGCCCGGCCUCCUGCGGCUCUGCUGAGGAGAGCAAGGACGCGGACGGGGACAGUGACCACGAGACGACCAGCUCCUCAGAAGGUAACUCCCGCUGCCAGACCCCCACUAAGCCGCGGCUGGAGGAUGGCGAUGGUGAGAGGGGCGAUGAGGACGUGCGUGCCCCAGAAGAGCAGCAGUGGAGCGGGGCGGAGGAGUCCCUCUUCAGGGUCCUCCAUGGCACAUACUUCAACAACUUCUGCUCCAUCUCCAGACUCAUCGGCACCAAGACCUGCAAACAAGUCUAUGAGUUUGCGGUGAAGGAGGUCCUCAUUCACCGUAUGCCUGUGGAAGACGGAGGGGUGUCUCCGCAGAAGAAGAAGAGGAAGCACAGAUUAUGGGCGAAAAUUCAACUGAAAAAAGAUAGCUCGUCCAAUCAGGUGUAUAAUUACCAACCAUGUGACCAUCCUGAGCACCCGUGUGACAGCUCCUGCCCCUGUGUCAUGACCCAGAACUUCUGCGAGAAAUUCUGCCAGUGUGACCAUGAGUGUCAGAACCGUUUCCCGGGCUGCCGCUGUAAAACGCAGUGCAACACUAAGCAGUGUCCGUGCUACCUGGCCGUGCGCGAGUGUGACCCUGACCUCUGCAUGACCUGCGGGGCGUCCGACCACUGGGACAGCAAGCAGGUCUCCUGCAAGAACUGCAGCAUCCAGAGGGGGCUCAAGAAGCAUCUGCUGCUGGCUCCCUCAGAUGUGGCUGGAUGGGGAACCUUCAUCAAAGAGUCCGUUCAGAAGAAUGAGUUUAUCUCUGAGUACUGUGGAGAGUUAAUUUCACAGGACGAGGCUGACAGGCGCGGGAGAAUCUAUGACAAAUACAUGUCCAGCUUCCUCUUCAAUCUGAAUAACGAUUUUGUGGUGGACGCCACUCGCAAAGGGAACAAGAUCCGCUUCGCCAAUCACUCCGUCAAUCCCAACUGCUAUGCCAAAGUUGUCAUGGUGAAUGGAGACCACCGCAUUGGGAUCUUUGCCAAGCGAGCGAUUCAGCAAGGCGAGGAGCUCUUCUUCGAUUACAGAUACAGCCAAGCAGAUGCACUGAAGUACGUGGGGAUCGAGAGGGAGGUCGACGUUGUGUAAUUAAUUACACGGCACGGUCCUCCAUACCAUGAACUUUGACCUCAGAUCGUGAGGUGUAACAUCUACAGUACUUUCCCCACGAUGCCACCGUGGUGCUCCACCACACUCGCUCCGGUCUUUACACCGUAGAGCUUCUGCCGUCCAUCUUUGCAGCAAUGGCUCCAACCCCUCCGGACAUUUCAAGGCAACUACUCUACUUACACAACCAACCACACACACCACUACACACCCUGAGCACCACCCCACCCCACCCUGGUUCCUCUGUGACUUAUCAGUGUACUGUGUUUGAUCUUAGCUCAGACUCCGUUUUGUGCACCUAGUGCGACUGCUCUUCAAGCAAGCAGUCACGUUCUAUUUACCGUACUCACCCACUUACUCAGUCGUUCAGCAUCCUAUUAGCUCUAUUGUUCCGUAAGCUAGCAUCCUUUCAUCGGUCGACAGAGACCACACACUAUGCCUGGGUGUCGUAAUGCACAUACUAUACUGUUGUAGUCAACCUAGUCCUGUACCUGUAGUACCGCACUUUGCUCUGGAUCUCUGUCUUGCUAACAUUUUCAUUUCAGCUAGCAUAUAGCUGAAGGUAUAGGCUAAACUGCUUUACUGCACUGCACUGCACUGCUAGACUACAGUAGUUAUCUCAUUCCUCUGCAAGCUCCGCUGGGUACCGCCUGUGUAACCUGGCUUCUCCGCACCUCCACUCAAUAUGUGUAUCUCACAGGGCAGCUAACUGAACGCUUGGCUGUGUAGGAGACUAGCUAUGCUAAGUCAUAGUCAAGUGAUCGCCCGUGUCAUUUCAGUAUGUGCUAGUUUGGCCCUACAUAUGGCGUCCAUGGUUUUCCCGACUUCAAGAUCUGUCUUAGUAAUUUUAAAUGGUAUGCACCAUUUGCACCACUUACCAAUAUCCGUUUGAAAAAGGCCUGAGAAAAAAAAAUGAUAAUAAUAAGCCGACCUAUUGAAUGUGUACCGUCGCUUUGACAAGAAGCCCAUCCGUUCUGCCGAUUACAAAAAAAAUAUUUUCAUUUCAAACAACAAGAGGCCUUUCUGCUCAAAGAUGGUUUGAAAAAAAAACAGCUCUCCUCCACAUCUUUGAAAUCAUUCUCCGUCAUUGCUUACAAAUAUUGUACCGCUGAGGCGAUUUGUAGAGAUUCUGAAGUGAAAAUAACAACAAUGAGGUCAUUGCUCUCUCUUUCUCUCUCUCUCUCUCUCUCUCUCUCUCUCUCUCUCUCUCUCUCUCUCUCUCUUUUUUUUGGUGUUAGUUCUAAACUCUAAAAGGGAACAGAUGGACUUUGGAAGACUGAUAGAGCACAAGGAAAUCAUCAUGGCAAGACUUCAAAAGAAUAGCCUAGAAUACAUAUGCACACAUCAUUUACUCCAGAAGGAGAAUCCAGAUCAGGGGUCCGUAUCUCGAAAGCGUCUUUGCUAACGACGGUAGCAACGUCCUUCGUAAGAGCGACUCAACUCUCUCUCGACAGCGACGCUCACCACUAAAUCCAAGGGAAUAGUAAGACGGUCUUAAGACGGUUAGCAACGACACGAAUCGAGAAACGGACCCCAGAUCAAUUAUACAGUACGUAACCCAAUCACAAGCACCUCGUCAGUAAUGUGUUUUCAAAACUGUGAGAUUGUGCCUGGCCUGCCCGAUUUAUGCCUGGCCUAAACACAGUAUCAAUUUUGGAUUUAGAUUUAGAGUUGCAGGGUAACAUUGAAAGCAACCUCUACCGCUUUCUACUGGUGAAGUGACAACAUAACAUCCGUUGAUAGGGCGAAAGUUAUUGGGUUGUAGAUUCAAAGCUCUGUCAGACUUCUCUCCCUCACAUCACGGGACAUUCUGACUUACCUUGGUCCUCAAACAGAUUGACAACAGCAUUUGCAUUAAUUAGACAUAGUUCAAUUAUUCAUGCACAAUCACAUUAUGGAUUGAGCUGCUCCCCAAAACUUUGAGAUUUUGGUAUUUGGAAGAGCACCAUUAAGCAACUUGGUAAACAGGUUAUGUUCAUGAGUUACUGCAAUUCUUUACAUUUCAGAGAUUUCAAAAUCUACCACACACUAAAAUUUGCUGUUUACAAGACUUUUGUUAUUAUCAUCUCAAAUGAACACUUUGUUGAAAGACGUGUUACCAAAAAAAGAAACCAAGCCUUACGUUUUUUUAAGUCCAAUGAAGAAGAUGUUUACAAGUAAUUCAUACUAAGCUAUUCCUAUCUCUCAAUGUGUCAUAAAACCCACUAUGAAGUUACCCUGAGGGCUACCAAAAAGAUAGACCUUAAAAACAUAAAAGGGCAUGAGUGGGAGCGUUAUAAGCACUAUGCUAAGUACAGCUCUUUGCUGUGCGUCCAGGUGUCAUGUACAGGACAAGGAUGCACGCAUUUUGUGUGCAUACUAGAUUGGAAGGUUACAUUUCAAAGACUGCCACUGUUCUGGUGGAUAACAAGGAUACAAGGGUGCAUGUCUGUGUGCAAGAUUGGAGAGUUACGUAACAGAUGCCACGUAAUUUGGAAUGUAAUAGUCGACUACGUUACUUUAAGGGGUUUCACCUCAGCAACAUUAACCAACCCUUUGGGUCUAUUGAGUGAACAGUCUCAUCCCAACUCGUCAAUUCCUGACUACCAUUGACGAGGCCAUAUUUUUUGACGUGGAGGCCAUACCUGCCACAUUGCAUGUUGACAAGGUCUUUAAACCCUAGACCUUGCCUUAACCCUAACCAUCAGUGAACUUAUGCCGCCACAUGGGGCGUCACGUUUUGACGCCAAGGUCAUGCCUUAGACCUCAAAAAUUGACAUAGAGUCCAAGAUAGUCAGAAAUUGAUCUCACCAACGGUGGGUGUGUGUAGCUCCGGAGCACCCUGGUGGAGCGGAGCUAAACACACUACCGUCUGGUAGCACCAAAGUUUCUUUUCAUAAUUGGCCGUCUCUGGUAGAGCUGGCAUUAACAUGCUCUUCUUGAGUAGAAAAUAAAUGGAGCAUUUAUUGCUUAAAUAUCAACAGCAGCUCACACUGAUGAGUCACAGGACAGAUUCUAGACUAUGUUGACUCUUUACAGAUGAACAGAAAACGUUUUUUGGAGGAAUUUGUCGGUAGUGAGUUGCAAUAAAUUCACCAUUUAUUUUCGAGAAAGGCGUAUGAACGGCAGUGCUACCAGAUGGUAGUUUGUGUACACACACGCACCGUCACUGAGAACCAGGCUAGAUGCAAUGUAGAUUGAGUUGAAAGGGUUGGUUAAUUGUCCUGAGGUGAACCCCUGUCAGGUGGCGUAGUCAAGUCCAAAAUACAUGCCCACUGUUACAGUUACAUUUGAAAGGCUGCUACUGUGUACUGGUGGAUAACCUACUACAGCUGUGGCUAUGCAGGGCAGGUCUGCUGAGGAGUGGUAGGGAUGACACAUGAGCAUGUGUACAGUGGGUACACCACCAGGUGUGUGCAUGUGGGUGCAUGCUUGCACUCACCCCACUCGACUGUCUCCUUUGCCUGAGAGAUAUAUUACAUACAUACAGUACUGUACGGUACAUUCAAAUUGUCAUGUAUAGCCUACCCGUCCCCUCAUUCCAAGAAAAGAUUGUAUGUCAAGCAAUCUGAGACUUGUGUGCGCUUCUGUGCUGAAAUUACAUGAAAAAAAUGCUAUUGGGUCGCCUGUCAUGUAAAUGUAAGCAGAUGUGUAAGAAAGAAAUAAACUACAUUUAUACUGUA
Molecule: messenger RNA, 7075 nt
Organism: Engraulis encrasicolus (European anchovy)
Lineage: Eukaryota; Metazoa; Chordata; Actinopteri; Clupeiformes; Engraulidae
Gene: ezh1
Product: enhancer of zeste 1 polycomb repressive complex 2 subunit
Exons: 20
Coding region: 1110-3395 (761 amino acids)
Biological process (GO): heterochromatin formation
Cellular component (GO): nucleus; ESC/E(Z) complex
Molecular function (GO): protein binding; histone H3K27 methyltransferase activity; chromatin binding
Source: RefSeq, a predicted model, not a curated record